GUUGUGAGCCCCCUUAAGUUGAGAUUAGAACCUAAAUUCCUGUGCUCCUAUACUACUGACUUCGGACGAGUGUCGAUAUACCCCUUUCUAUUAAACCUAAGCCGCACAUUCCCCAACAUUUCAGUCCGAUCCUUCCUAACUUUGACUCAUCUACCCAACCCAACUCGUUGCUGGUAGUUGCGUGCCGGCACUGUCUGAUCUCAUAGGCGCAAGGAAGCAUGGUGUCUCGAGCUCAGUUUCACGUUAGUCCUUUCUUCUCCCAGCUGGGGUAGUCACGAUUCUCUCCGUCACCCAGGCUCAUAAGUCCUAGUAUAAUGGUAAAUACACGACGUGGCCGGUCUUCAUCAUUAUUUUCGUCGUCCUCACAACGUAGUCGGAGCUCAGACUGGCUUUUCGUUUCUUCUCCCACGAGCCAGAGCCAGAGCCAAAGCCAGCCACCACCAAUCCAGCAGCCCGCACCGAGGAUGAGCUCCACAAAGUCCGCGGCUGGCAACGCCGAGCAGCUGUCAUCCCAAAAGAAGGCUUCUUCGCUCGCUGGGUUCUUCAGCAAGAUGCUGCCGAGCAACCGUCCGGAGCAGGGAGGUACCCAUCGCACGGACUGGACGGUUGACAACGACAACACGGUAGGGCCGAGCCGCAACGAGUUGACCACUUGGAACCUCGCCAAAGAAAAGUCCCCGGCACGCGAUGCCUCGACAGAUGGCCCGGGGGAACCUAGUCACCGCCGGGUCUGGAACUGGAGCCCGCAGAAAGGGGACUCCAGGUUCGUCGAGAACUUACCGAGAGAGCGGUCGCGUAGCCGUGACGAACAGCCGGAGGAUCUAGACCAUGAACCUCAGCCGCCUCGGAAGUCUGAGGCGCUGAGGAGGACCGAAGUUCACGAGCUGCUUCAGUCCAAGGAAGAAAGCAGGAAAAGUCGACGAAGCCUGAAGGAGAGCGGAGACUGGCUAGGUGUACAAGGUGCUGAUCCAUACUCCGGGAUGUUUUCGGUCCUUACACCCACGGAUACUCUUAGCUCUGAGACGACCAGCACUUCGACUCGUAGCAAACUAUCGGGAUUGGCAUUGAAGAGAAAAGCCGCGAAAUUAGAGUACGAGCAGCUCAGGUUAUUGGAAGAGCAAGCGAAGGACAAGGCUCGGCUAGACAGGGAGCAGGCGAAACUCGACAAGAUUGAACGUGUCAAAGAAGAGCUAAGGCGUCAGCACCAAUUUGCCAGAUGGAGCCAACAUAAGCGCAACUGGUCGUCCGCCGCCGAGCCCAACCUCAGUCCCAUUGCGCAGUCCCUAGACAGUGUGGCACUUGGAAGCAGUGAGGCCUCCAGUUUACUGUUUUCAGAGCUGCCCACUGACUCUUGCCCAUCAGAUUCCGAGGGUAUUUCAGCCGUGAUCCCUAAUUUCUCCCGCCCUACUCGUUCGCCAGUAUCAAAGGCUGCUUUGCCAGGUCAAGUCGAACGGCUUAGUUACGACGACACACAGCCUCGAGGGCGAAGGAAUCUUGAUCAAUCCACCGAGACUAUUAUCCAUAACUCACCAGGUGUUAAUUUCGGACCGACAUAUCUUACGAGGCCAGUUACCCAGCCGUCAGAGACAUCCCCGAAGACGGAGCAGCCGAAUGUGGUGCGGACAAAGAGUGAGAGGCGUUUUUUAUGGAGACGCCGCCGGGAGACAGACCCGGGAAAACUAGGGAAAUCACACCAAGGGGGAAUCGGGAUGCCUAUGGUGGCCCAGUAUCUAACCCCCAAUCCGAUCGAGGACAUCCACAAGGAUCACUUCGCCGACCUAGCGAUCCCGGAUUAUCAUCUCCAUCUCCUAUCACCGGAACCAGUAGAACCAGUAGACACAGCCGACAGCCAGUCGACAUUUUCGGAGGAUUCAUCGGUAAUAAGACCCAAUGCAAGUUCUCUAGGAAUGAACAAGAUGGCACUGUCCUCAACUACGAAUCUAGUAUACCUCCAGGGAAACGGGAGAAGCAGCCAAAGCACCAAAUCAGCUCCUCCAGUGACCUCAUCCUCUUCGAAGCUGAAAGACAUGAUGUGGCGACCCUCAAUCCGUCGCAAAUUAAUAGUCCCAAGCCUAUUAACCACGGUUCACACCAAGGACACGGAGAAGCACCGCAUGUCACCUCCAACGUUCGACGAACUCCAGGAUCGGACGGUCAACAAUUUACCAACAGAGAGUCCAUUAUCCCAGAACCCACCUAUACAUCCGGGUCAGCAAGGGAGGAUCAGCUUAGAGGAGGCCAGCAAAAUGCUAAACCACACGGAGAACCAUCACAAGCGAGCCCGGAGAGAAUCUGUGUCCACACCCACCACCACCAUUAUUGGCUACGUUCCCGCUCAGCAGAGCCAACCCGAAUCCCCGCAACCAGAAAGGUCUAUCGAACCCAGUCAAAUAGACGGUGCAGCAGACAUUCUAGGCAUGCCGGCGAGUCCGACGCCCUUGCGUCUGAACAACCCUUGCAUAAUACUAGACCCAAUCCCAGAGAGGCGUAGAACACCUUCCCUUCCCAGGGUGCCACAGAAGAACUUGCCGAAUCUCGAGCCCGCCCGAGAGAUACCUGGGAUCGGUACUUCAUCAACUCACCGUGCGACACUGGAAAAGAAACCGCCGACCAGAAUUUCCACGCCGACAAGUCUAAAGCUUUGCCUCCCCGUCCCAAAGAAUGGCGGGACGGACCAAGUGGACAUAGCAAAGGGCGGGGAUACGAUCGAGAAGGUGGAAACAAACGAGACGGAAAAGACGGAGCAUCUAGAUACCAAGAAGAUAAGCCCACAAGAACGACGCGGGAGAAUCUAUCGAGAGAGCCACAGCGUAAGCGUGACCCGAGCUCCAACUCGAACCCCAACAACAAUAACUUCGCGGGAAGCACGUCAUCGGCGGUCAUGGGACGGACAAAGGGAGAGCAUAGUAGAAGAGGCGGUGCGAGUCGCCAUGUUGCGUUCCAAGGCCAAGGAGAUCGUGAGAGGCAGAUCGGCCGACCACAAAGUCGGCCUCGGCCUCAACCGGAGCCGGACGCUCAGCCCGGUCAGGAAGCAAGCGGGCAACGGCAAGGCGCCGGAGCCGAAGCACCCGCUUCCGACGCCAAGGCGGCCGAGGAAGGAACGCCACGGCGAAGGAGUCGCAGGCAUCGCGCGUCCUUCCAGGCCCAAGCAGAUUGAGAUACAUGUAAGCAAGAACAUUGAUAAAUCACAGCUAAAACAGCUACAGCAACAGCAACCACAGAUACAGAUACAGCCCAGCAAAGGGGAUACUACAGAAGAAUUUGCUGGCAGACGAGAUCCGCCGGUAACGGUGAUGCAGUUCUGCAAGACGGUCUACAUAGUGAUCCUAGGCCUAACGUGCACCUGGUGGACCGCGGCGCGGCCGGCUUUCGACCCGCAGAGCGACCUGUGGAGGAGGAGGUGUAAGAACGAGAGCACAUGGAGCGACGUUGGCGUCUUCACGUCGGCGGGGCUGUUCUGCCUGGCCGGCGCCUUGUGCGGUUGGUACGCGUCAAGGCUGUGCUGGUGGCUUUUGGUACUACAAUGACGCCUUUAAUAUACCUAGGUAUAUAAUACCUACCUACCUAAGGUUAGGUAGGCUC
Daldinia caldariorum is the source of this 3582-nucleotide messenger RNA. RefSeq lists its product as uncharacterized. Lineage: Eukaryota; Fungi; Ascomycota; Sordariomycetes; Xylariales; Hypoxylaceae. The record is from RefSeq and is a predicted model, not a curated record. The transcript has a single exon. Bases 315 to 3527 code for a protein of 1070 amino acids.